GAUGGCGCCGCUUCUUCGAGCCCUCGGGGACCUCGGAAAGUUUGCUUGAGGGCGGGAUUGAGAAAGCCGAGGCCCCGGAGUGGGGUUGGCGGCCCGGGGAAAGGGUGGGAGAGCCGCGGCGUGACGGUGUCGCUCUUGCCUCACCCCACCGCGUGUGUGUUGGGGAACUGGGCUCCUGAUCCCGAGGUAGAAGUGGAAUCGAUCCCCCGAGUCGGGGUGGGGAGCCGGUUUGCCCACUCCCCAGGCAGCCCAGGUCCCGUGACAGGGCCGAGUGUGACAGCGGGCCCCCAAAAGCUCGGUGCCCGAGGGCAGGAGGUUGGGCGGACCGUGGAGAGGCAGCUAGGCUGAUUGGGCGGCUCCUAGGGCUUCUGGGGCCAGGCGCUUUAGGGACACACGCACGCAAAACUAUGACUUGGAGACACGGAUCGCCAAAAUAGAGACCUCUUGGCAGGGGCCAGAGUUUCCGUAGGAGGGAGCCAUCAGCCUUCCUGCUCCCGCUUUCCCGCUCUCCCGGGUUCUCCCUCCUCUCUCUUCCCUCCUCUGAUGCCGCCUAUGGGACUCAGCAGCCGCACAGCGCGGGUCCCCUGAUGCCAGCGCCUUGCUUUCGGGGUUUGGGGGACUGCAGAGGCGGUAACCAGUCAAUGAAUUCCUGACCUCUUCACCGCACCCUAACUCUGCCGCCCUUUCCUCAUGACUAUAUGCUUUCCUGACCACAGUCACCUCCUGACCCCUUGGCACUUAGGCUCAGUGAGGUUCUCUCGGUCUGCCCCCACCCCCCACCCACCACACCCCAGCCGAGGGAUUUGAUGGCCAUUUGAUUCCUGCCCCUCAUCCCUCUGCCCGAGAUAGAGGCCUGUCUGGUCCUGCAGCUUCUUUUGGUUAAUGUUUGACAGUUCAUUGUGGCUAAUCAUUUUAAUUAGCUCUUAAAGUGGGGAGGAACAGUUAACCUUGGACUUCUCGAUUUUGGCCUGGUGGGGCCUCAAAUGGGAGGAGUGCUGGGGAGGUGGGGAGGUAGGAACGGAAGUGAGGUCACCACCCCAGGGCCUGAGCCACCACUGCUCAGCCUCAACAGCUGGUGGGCACGCCCAUUGGGGACUCAUCCCCAGCGAGCUGACCCCAACCCUGAGUGCCAGGUUGGAGGGAGGUCACUCCUGUGGUUGGCCCAGCCCAGCAUGCAGCCUUGAGCCUGGCUUAGGCUACCACCGCCUCCAGCUCUCUACACCCCUAUCGUACAGCUGCUCACGGGGUAGGCUCUAGGCUCCACGGUACCUGAGCACAUCUCCUCAUCAAGAAAGCACCGCAGGUCCAGGGGGCCCUGCGAAUCCCACUGUUGGUGCCCUGGGAAAACAGCAUGGCUAUUACCCUACAGCCUAGUGACCUGAUCUUUGAGUUUGCAAGCAACGGGAUGGAUGAUAUCCACCAGCCACUCCCUUCACCUGAAGUGUCACAGAGAGAAAGCUGCUGGGUCAACCACAUAGCAAGAUUGGAAGACCCCUCGGUGUUCCCGGCUGUGAUCGUGGAGCAGGUACCCUACCCUGAAUUACUGCAUCUGUGCUCAGGACUGGAGCUGGACGACAUUCACAAUGGCAUCAUAACGGACGGGACCUUGUGCAUGACACAGGAUCAGAUCCUGGAGGGCAGCUUUUUGCUGGCAGAUGACAAUGAGGCCACCUCACACACCAUGUCAACAACUGAAGUCUUGCUCAAUGUGGAGUCUCCCAACAACAUCCUGGAUGAGAAGCAGAUCUUCAGUACCUCCGAAAUGCUUCCAGACUCAGACCCUGCUCCAGCCGUCACUCUGCCCAACUACCUGUUUCCUGCCUCUGAGCCCGGUGCCCUGAACAGGGCGGGUGACACUAGUGACCAGGAGGGGCAUUCUCUGGAGGAGAAGGUCCCCAGAGAGGAAAGUGCCAAGAAGACUGGGAAAUCAAAGAAGAGAAUCCGGAAGACCAAGGGCAACCGAAGUACCUCACCUGUCACUGAUCCCAGCAUCCCCAUACGGAAGAAAUCAAAGGAUGGCAAAGGCAGCACCAUCUAUCUGUGGGAGUUCCUUCUGGCGCUUCUGCAGGACAGAAACACCUGUCCCAAGUACAUCAAGUGGACCCAGCGAGAAAAGGGCAUCUUCAAGCUGGUGGAUUCCAAAGCUGUGUCCAAGCUGUGGGGGAAGCAGAAAAACAAGCCUGACAUGAACUACGAGACGAUGGGGCGGGCACUAAGAUAUUACUACCAAAGAGGCAUCCUGGCCAAAGUGGAAGGGCAGAGGCUAGUGUACCAGUUUAAGGAGAUGCCCAAGGACUUGGUGGUGAUUGAAGAUGAGGACGAGAGAAGUGAAGCCACAGCGGCGCCGCCUCAGGCCUCCACCAGCACCACCCGGCGAGCCAGCUCCAGGGUCUCGUCCAGAGCUGCCCCCCAGGUCAAGAGCGGCUCUUCCUGGGAGAAGCCAAAGGUCCCGCACGUUGGUCUCCAGCCAUCUGCGAGUCUGGAAUUGGGACUGUCUCUAGACGAGGAGACCCCCACUACCUCCACCAUGCUUGUCUCCCCAGCGGAGAGCCAGGCCAAACUCACCAAAGCUGUGAGUACGACUUCGGUGCCCAGCAACAUCCAUUUAGGAGUGGCCCCUGUGGGAUCAGGCUCGGCCUUGACCCUGCAGACAAUCCCGCUGACCAGGGUGCUGACCAGCGGGGCCCCCGCCAGCACUACUGCUUCCACCCAGCUCGUUCUGCAGAGUGUUCCGCCUGCCUCGACUUUCAAGGACACCUUCGCUUUGCAGGCCUCCUUUCCCCUGAGCGCCAGCUUCCCAGACAGCCAGGUGGCAGCCCCAGGGGCUCCGCUGAUCCUCAGUGGCCUCCCCCAACUUCUGGCUGGGGCCAACCGUCCAACCAACCCAGCGCCACCCUCGGUCACAGGGGCUGGACCAGCAGUGCCCAGCUCUCCGGCCCCUGGGACUGUCAUUGCUGCCUUCAUCAGGACUUCUGGCACCACAGCAGCCCCUGGGGUCAAGGAGGGGCCACUGAGGUCUUCCUCAUAUGUGCAGGGCAUGGUGACUGGGGCCCCCAUGGAGGGGCUGCUGGUUCCUGAAGAGACCCUGAGGGAGCUCCUGAGAGAUCAGGCUCAUCUUCAGCCACUUCCAACCCAGGUGGUUUCAAGGGGUUCCCACAAUCUGAGCCUUCUGGGGAACCAGACUUUCUCUCCUCCCAGCCGCCCCACUGUUGGGCUGACCCCGGUGGCUGAACUUGAGCUCUCCUCAGGCUCAGGGUCCCUGUUUAUGGCUGAGCCUAGUGUGACCGCAUCUGGGAGCCUGCUGGCCAGAUCCCCAACUCCGGCUCCUUUCUCCCCAUUCAAUCCCACUUCCCUCAUUAAGAUGGAGCCCCAUGACAUGUAAACAAAGGGGUCAGAAGUGUCAUCCACCUGGCGAAAAUGAGCUUCAUUUUUAUACGAAGUGACUUAAGUAGCACGCCUGCCCCUGUGUUUCAGUGGGAUGUCAAUACACCUGACUCCUGGGCCCCCAGCCCUGCCUGGCUUCACAGUGGCCAAACUGUCCAGUUUGUGCAUCCCUGGCAUCAGACUGUGGCCUUCAAGAGCACUAGGGGAUACGCUCUUGGCAGGAUAAUGGGCUGACUUGGUGAUGGAGGGAAAAACCCCAGAGCCAGGGAGAACUCUGUAGCCAGGGCUGGUGCAGGGGCUCCAUGAGAAGGUCCUUCCACCUGGCUGGGUCUUGACGCGUACGUUCCCUACUUGCUAUCCCAUAUGUGAAUAUCUCUGUAUGUAUUUGUGUGUACUUGUGAGUCUGUAUCUUAGUUUCUUUGGGGAGGACAGGGGUGUAGCUGUGAGGUCUGGUCUUCAAGGGCGUGCAUAUCUCUCUGUGGGUCAGCCACAGGGAUGGGGAUUUUUUUAAGGGAAAAUAUUCUCCUGUUCCCUUUGUACACACCAACAUUCAAUUGCUCGGAGACUAUGGGGUACAGGUUUGAUCCCCCAAAUCUGGAGAGAUGGCACAGAGCUGGAACAGGUACAAGGUAGGAGAGCUUCAAUGGGCAUGCGUGUGGGCAUGUGAGAAGACGUGCUCCUAAGGGACGAGAAGGCCAAGUAGGACAAAAUCACAAGGAAAGGGAAAAGAACUCAGCCUGGGGAGCAGCCCACAUAGGUUAGACGGAGGUACUGUUCCCGGUUUGCCUGGUUAGCCACCACAGUCUCCAUGCCACUGGGCUGGAAGCUUGGCCACCCCAGAGUGCUUUGCUGAAGGAUUAGUCAGGGGCAAAGUGCCCCCUAACCCCAGGGUCAGACCCAGCCACAGAGUCCCCAGUCAGGGCUGGAUUAAUUGGACGUUUGUGCCCAGGGAUUGUGCUGUUUUGUGUAACAGCAGCCCUAUGCCGGAAACAGCUUUUGCUGGCACCCCAACCUACAUUCCAAUCCUGGGUUCCCUCUUGAUUACUUUCGUGCCUGACGUUUUCCAGCUGUCCGGCACAACCUAGACCGGGCCACCUCCAUUCCUGCUUGUGUGGCGGGGCACGUAUGCCCUGCCGCUCAGCUUGCCUUCUGCUCAGUGCGCAGGUCGGCCAGCCGCUCCCACAAUGGCUCCCGCAGACAUUCUCGGGUGGCCUGUUGCCCCUCAUCACCAACUUUCACACUUACCCCUGAUUCCUUCCGCACCAAGAAGACAGGAGCCAGCAGACAUGAGUUCCCGUGGCAUUUCCCCUGUCGCUACGUGGCUCCUCGCUUCCCUCGGUCCUCAACCCAUUCUCUUAAAGUCAACCCCUUGGCAGCGCAGGGCCUGGAUCCCCCUCCCUUCUCCCCUCUGAAUUAAUUUGCCUCUCUCCUGCCAAGUUUGGGGGAAAGGCUAAAAAAUGUCAGCCUCAGAAACAACUGUAUCAUCUGGUGGCUUUGGUUAAUGUGAAUCAGUGCCUCAGGACCUGUGUGCUAUGUCCUUGGUACAAAACCAUCCACGUGACCUAACUACCUCCCCUGGCUGCUCCUCUCUGUCCUCCUCUCUCCUCCCUGUCCAGCCCCCCGGGGGGGGGGUUGUGCAGGUGCGUUUACUACACAUUUCCAGUAGUUGGCAUUAAAGUGCCUUUUUCUAAUAAAAUCAGUUUAUUAUGACAA
Microcebus murinus (gray mouse lemur) is the source of this 5097-nucleotide messenger RNA. Lineage: Eukaryota; Metazoa; Chordata; Mammalia; Primates; Cheirogaleidae. The record is from RefSeq and is a predicted model, not a curated record.